AUGGCUCAAUGCUCUAACAAGGAUAUUGACACAAGUGCAUCUCAAUUAAGUUGGUGGUACAUAGAUAUAUCUUAUCAAGAACUCCAAAAGGCAAGUUACAAAGUGAAAAACACGGAUGAAACUUUUGUUUGUCCAUACUGUCCCGAGAGAAAGCAGGAUUAUAAGUACAGGGAACUUCUUAAUCAUGCUUCUGGGGUUGGUCGAAGUAGUUCAGAAAAGAGAACUGCAAAAGAGAAGGCUAACCAUCUGGCUUUAAUGAAAUAUUUAGAAAAGGAUCUCGCUUAUCUGGAUGGCUCAUCAAAACCUGCAGACAAAGGAGAAACUGUAAUGCCUCAGUGGUCUAACAAGGAUACUGACACAUCUCAAAUAAGUUGGUGGUAUGUAGAUACAUCUUAUGAAGAACUAAAAAAGGGAAGUUACAAUGUGAAAACCUCAGAUGUGACUUUCAUUUGUCCAUACUGUCCUAGGAGAAAACAGGAUUAUUUGUACAGGGAACUUCUAGAGCAUGCUUAUAUGGUGGGUCGGAGUAGUUCUGAAAAGAAGAGUGCUAGGGAGAGAGCCAAUCAUCUUGCAUUAGUGAAAUAUUUGGAAAAUGAUCUUAUUAUUGUUGAUCGCUCAUCAGAUCCCGUUGAUAAAGGUACCAAAUUAACCUUAGGACAAUCUGAAAUGGCUCAAUGCUCAAACAAGGAGAUUGGUGUGAAUGCAUCUCCUCCAAUAAAUUGGUGGUAUGUAGAUAAGUUUUACAAAGAACUCAUAAAGGGAAAUCACUUUGUGCAAACCUCAAAUGAGACUUUUUCUUGCCCAUACUGUCCUAAAAAGAGAAAACAGGAUUAUGUGUACAGGGAACUUCUUGAACAUGCUUCUGGGGUGGGUCAGAGUAAUUCACAGAAGAGAAGUGUCAGGGAGAAAGCUACCCACCUGGCUUUAAUGAAAUAUUUGAAAAAUGAUCUCAUGCAUAUGAGUGAUCCAGUAAAAUCGGUAAAUGAAGGUAACCCCCCUGUUACCAGAGUGGAUCAUAUUAGUUCACAAGAAAGAAGUUUCAGAGAAGAUGCUAGUCAUUUGGUUUUAGCGAAAUACUUAAAAAAGGAUCUUAUGCAUGCGAGUGGUUCAUCCUCAAAACAUGUAAAUGAAGGAACCAUAAUGAUAAGCCCAGGAGAAACUGUAAUUGGUUGCUGCUCUAACAAAGAUAGCAAUAUGAGUUCAUCUCAGAUUGAGCAGUAUGUAGAUAAAUUUUAUGAAGAACUCAAAAAGGGAGGACACCAUGUGAAAACCUCAGAUCAGACUUUCACAUGUCCAUACUGCCCUAAUAAAAAGAUAAAUCGGGAGUAUGUGUACAGGGAAAUACUUGAACAUGCUUCUGGGGUGGGUCAUAGUAAAUCACAAAAAAGAAGUUUCAAUGAAAGGGCCAAUCAUCUGGCUUUAGAAAAAUAUUUGAAAAAGGAUCUCACGUAUGUGGGUGCUUCAUCUCCCUCAAGACCUAUGGAUCAAGGCACAAUAACAACCAGCCCAGUAGAAAUGGUGACGAAUCAUUAUUCUCAUAAAGAUAAUAAUAUAAGAGCAACUCAAAUAAAUGGGUGGCAUGUACAUAAAUCUUAUGAGGCACUCAAAAAUGGAAGUCACAUUGUGAAAACCUCCCAAAUGGCUUACUCAUGUCCGUACUGCCCUAAUAAAAAAAGAAAGGGAGAUUAUGUGUACAGGGAAAUCCUUGAUCAUGCUUCAGGGGUGGGUCAGAGCAGCUCACAAAAGAGAAGUGCCACUGAAAAGGCUAAUCAUCUGGCUUUAAUGAAAUAUUUGAAAAUAGAUCUUAUGGAUGUGGAUGGUACACCAAAAACUAGUACUUUUUUAUAUUCUGAGAAGCUGUUUGUGUGGCCGUGGACUGGGAUCUUGGUUAAUAUUCCUACUAAACAGACAGAAGACGGGCGUUGUGUAGGGGAAAGUGGUUCCAAACUGAGGGAUGAACACCGAAGUAGGGGAUUUAAUCCAUGUAGAGUCCGCACUCUUCCGGAUUUUUGGGGUCACUCUGGAACUGCAGUUAUGGAAUUCAAUAAAGAUUGGGUGGGCUUAGAUAAUGCUUUGGCAUUUGAAAGAGCAUACGAAUUAGAUCAUCAUGGAAAAAAAAACUGGUUUGCUAGUGCUGAGCAAAAGUCUGGUAUUUAUGCAUGGAUUGCUCGAGCUGAUGACUACAAGAUGAACAAUAUCGUUGGGGAACAACUGCGAAAGAUGGGGGAUAUUCGAACAAUAUCUGAAAUCAUGAAAGAAGAAGCUCAAAUACAGGAUAAACUUGUGUCCAGCUUGAAUAAUACUCUUCAGGUCAAGAAGAAACGGUUAAUGGAGAUGGAGGCAAUAUACAAUGAAACUUCACGUCGCAUGGAAAUUUUGAUGGGGGAAAUAGAUAAACUCACUCAAGAACACAAUCAAGAGAUGAAGAAGAUACAGUCAAGUGCAAGUCAGCACUUCCAGAAUAUUUUUAAUGGUCAUGAAAGGCUUAAGUUGCAACUGGAAUCUCAGAAAAGAGAGUUUGAGUUGCGGAGAAUUGAACUGGAAAAACGUGAAGCUCAUAAUGAAAGUGAAAGAAAGAAGUUGGAAGAUGAGAUUAUGGAGAAUGCAUUGAAAAAUAGCUCACUGGAAAUGGCUGUUCUGGAGCAACAGAAAGCUGGUGAAAAUGUUUGGAAUCUGGCUGCAGAUCAAAAGCGGCAAAAAGAACAUCUUCAUGCUAAAAUAGUCAGGCUUGAAAAACAACUGGAAGUGAAACAAAAACUAGAAUUGGAGAUUCAACAACUGAAAGGAAAAUUAAGUGUCAUGCAGUACAUCGAAGAUGAUGGAGACUCGGAAGUUCUGAAUAAGGUAGAUGUCCUACACAAAGAUUUAAGAGAAAAGGAACAGUCACUACAUGAGCUAGAUGCCCUGAACCAAACACUGAUUAUCAAAGAGCGUCAGAGUAAUGAUGAGCUACAGGAAGCUCGUAAAGAAUUGAUUAAUGGCAUUAAAGAGGUAUCUUGUCGUGCUAAUGUUGGUGUGAAGAGAAUGGGUGAGCUUGAUAUUAGACCAUUCCUUGAAGCUAUGAAGAAAAAAUACAAUGAUGAGGAUGCAGAAGAUAGAGCUUCAGAACUGUGUUCAUUGUGGGAAGAGUAUAUAAAGGACCCAGAGUGGCAUCCAUUUAAAAUUACCAUAAUUGAAGGGAAACAUAAGGAAAUCAUAGCCGAUGAAGAUGAAAAGUUGCAAGGACUGAAACAUGAGAUGGGUGAAGGAGUCUACAAAGCUGUGGUGACAGCUUUGACAGAGAUCAAUACAUAUAAUCCAAGUGGGAGGUAUACAACCUCUGAAUUAUGGAAUUUUGAAGAGCGAAGGAGAGCUACUCUGCAAGAAGGAGUAAGAUUGUUAUUGAUGCAAUGGAAACUAUCUAAACAGAAGAGGGGGAUAGUGUGA
Molecule: messenger RNA, 3426 nt
Organism: Sphenostylis stenocarpa
Lineage: Eukaryota; Viridiplantae; Streptophyta; Magnoliopsida; Fabales; Fabaceae
Source: the annotation of a GenBank genome assembly